UGAUCACGUGACACAAAAUCCAAACAAACACAAUUGUGACUUUCUGUUUAUACUGCUUAGCUCUCUGCGCGGUCGUUUCUAAACUGCACACUCAAAAUCGAAGAAUCUAAUACCACCUGAAGGCUAAUGCUUACGCUUUGAUGGAGCUGGAGAUCAGGAGAGAGCGUGAAAUGGAGGAAACAAUCUUGGAGACAAUCAAGAUUUGCCACCACCGUCAGGAAGCUCCGUUGCCUUGGGCUAUGGAAGUCGGAAAAUGUAUUCUCUCCUUGGGGAUGAGCUUGCCGAGCCCGGAGUUAGGGCAUGUACUUGUUUCUUAUAUCUGUUUUCAUAAUAAUCAUCCUUCUCUAUGGAAGUUCCUUCAGCAAGCUCUCUCGUCUCGCCUCCUCUCUCCCAUCCAUGUCCUGUCGCUCCUCUCCGCCAGAGUUAUCCCUAAUCGACGGUCUCAACCAGAGGCUUAUAGACUCUAUCUUGAAUUGCUCGGCCGAUAUGCAUUUUCUCUUGAUUCAAUUGGCGAAGAGGCUUGCAAACAGAAGAUAAUAAAAUCUGUUGAUGCGGCUUUGCAGCUUUCCCAUACUUACAGAGUUCAGGUUCAGGAGCUUGGACAAGUUCUGGUGCUCUUCUUUUUUAGCAUUGUUGUUGGCUUGAUUGACAGCACUUUCAAUGACUGGGGAUUACUAAUGAAGACCCCAGAUGGACCAAGUGGACCAUUUGGAAGUGCUGAUAAUAAGGAUAUGGAUGUUGAUGCCAGGGGAAACUAUAACGUUGGAAGAUAUGAGCAUCUUGAACUUUUAAGGAAAACAAAUUCUCUUUUUGCCAUUGAGGUGUUGGUAAAACUAACGGAGAGUAGAAAAGCAAUGGUUCUACUUCGCAUUGUUUACUUGAACAUGCCUGAAAUAUUCAAUGGCCUCCUGCAGAGGUUGUUGUUUUACAAGGCCAAUAAAUUGGCAUCCUCCAAUGCAGAAUCAGCUAAUCAGCUUUUGGAAAGAUUAUUAGCUAAUAUUCAGAGAGUUUAUGAUUCUGAAUACCAAUUAAACCGGCACCAGAUCAUUCGAAUGCUUAUUGAUAUUAAACCAUGCAAGCAUAUGUCUUAUUGCAAUUCAGAGUCCGGGCAAUCUUCUCGUUGGGUAUCCUUAGAUAUAUACAUGGAGAAUGCUAUGGAUGGGAAGCAACUUCAUAUUAGACCAUCUGUUGCUAUCCUUACAGAAGCAAUUAAGACACUCCAAGUGCUUAACCGCGCGAGCUGGCAAGAAACUUUUUUAGCGCUUUGGCUUUCAGCUCUUCGGCUUGUACAACGAGAACGCGACCCUGUGGAAGGUCCUAUUCCACAUCUUGAAUCUCGUCUUUGUAUCCUUUUGACUAUUGUCCCUUUGGCAAUUGCUAAUAUUUUGGAGGAUGAGGCCAGGUUUUCUUCCUCUUCUGUUCAGGGAGCUGGAAAAUCUGGUGGCAUGGAGUCUACAUUGGAACAUCAAGUGGAGGGGAAUGGUCAAACUUCAAGGAAACAUGAACUUAUAUUGUCUCUCCAGGUCCUUGGAGAUUUCUCUGGUCUCUUGUGCCCACCUUCAUCUGUCAUUGGUGCAGCUAAUAGUGCAGCUCUAGUAGCAGCAAGUUUCAUUUCCAAUUCCAAUAACACAAAGAGUGGUUUAGUUGAUGCUAAUCGAACUGAUCCUUCUAUCAAUGCAGGUGGAAACAUGAGGCACCUCAUUGUAGAAGCUUGCAUUACAAGAAAUUUAAUUGAUGCAUCUGCAUAUUAUUGGCCUGGCUAUGUGUCUACUUCAGUUAUCUCACUGGUGUCAGAUUUACCACCAGUUCAAAAAUCUCCUUGGUUAACAUUCAUGGAAGGAGCACCAUUGGAUAAUUCUCUUGUAAAUUUACUUCUUACUACUCCUGCUCCAAGUUUAGCAGAGAUAGAGAAGUUGUAUCAUAUUGCACUAGAUGGGUCAGCGGAGGAGAAGUCAGCAGCUGCCAAGAUUCUUUGUGGGGCAUCCCUAACCCGUGGAUGGAACAUUCAGGAGCAUGUGGUGUGCCAUGUGGUGAAGCUUCUUUCUCCUCCUAUACCUUCUACUCACAAUGGACAAAGAAGUCACUUGGUUGAUUAUGUGCCUAUGCUGAAUGCUAUUCUUUUUGGAGUUUCAACAAUUGAUAAUGUGCAGAUGCUUUCUCUGCAUGGUGUUAUUCCUGAAGUAGCUGCUUCUUUAAUGCCUCUUUGUGAGGUAUAUGGGUCACUUGUUCCUACAUCAACUAACAUAUCAAACUCAAGUGAUGAGCCCUCGAUUUACAUGGUUUUUUCUAAUGCAUUUCUCUUUCUUCUCCGUCUAUGGAAAUUCUAUAGACCCCCUCUUGACCAGUGGUUGUCAGGAGGAGGAGCAUUUGGGGGUGGGCUUACUUUGGAGUACCUUUUACUGUUGCGCAAUAGCCGCAUUGCAUCACAUAAUUCUGCUGCUUCAAAUGAAAUAAACAGUGACUCAGUCCAGUUUCAAUCAACAUCUGAUAAGCCUGUAUAUAUUGAUUUUUAUCCCAAAUUACGAGCUUGGUAUUGUCAGAACAAGUCAUGUGUCGCUUCAACAUUGUCUGGACUCUGUAAUGGAAAUCCUGUUCAUCAGGUUGCUAACAAAAUUUUAAACAUGAUUUACUCAAAAAUGACUAAAACUGGGACUUCUUCGGGGAAUUCCUCAACUUUAUCAAGCAACAGUUUAUGUGGGUCCACUUCAAGUGGUGGAGAAGAUCCUCAGCAAAGACCCAUGCUUCCUGCUUGGGAAGUGUUAGAGGCCAUCCCUUUUGUGCUUGAGGCAGUAUUAACAGCUUGUGCUCAUGGAAAGCUUUCAUCGCGGGACUUGACAACAGGCCUGAGGGACCUCAUUGACUUUUUUCCUGCAUCUAUUGGAGCUAUUAUCAGUUAUUUUGCUGCAGAAAUUACUCGAGGUACAUGGAAACCAGUUCCAAUGAAUGGAACAGAUUGGCCUAGUCCAGCAGCUGUCCUUCCAUAUAUUGAGGCUGAAAUGAAAGAAAUACUUUCUGUUGCAGGAGUUGAUUUUCCAAGCUGUUCCUCUGCUGCAGGGCUUUCACCUGUCAUGCUUCCGUUGCCAAUGGCAGCUCUGGUCAGUUUAACCAUUACUUUCAAACUCAACAAGGGCCUUGAUCACAUUCAUGCUGUAGUUGGGCCAGCUUUGGAGAACUGUGCAUCAGGUUGCCCUUGGCCCAGCGUUCCUAUAAUUGGCUCUCUGUGGUCCCAAAAGGUCCGUCGGUGGCAUGAUUACAUAGUUGUAUCUUGUGCUCGCUCUGUGUUCAGGCAAAAUAAAGAAGCAGUUGCUCAGCUUCUAAGAAGUUGCUUCUCAUCAUUCUUAGGAUCAGUUAAUGCUUCCACAUCUUUGUUAACCUAUCAGAGCAGCGUGUGUGGUCUACUGGGUAGCACUAUAGGGGUUCCUGGUGUUAUUGGAUCCUUGGCACCAGGUUUUCUUUACCUUCGCUCUUGUCAGACAAUACAGGAUAUUCAGUAUGUCAAUGGUUUGAUUACAAGUCUUGUAGGAGAACAUGCUAGGGAAUCAACUGCAAGAUGGCCAAGCUCAAAGUCCUCUCGCCUGAAGUCUAGCCAAGCAUCUUUAUCCCUUGCUGCUACAAAGGCGAGGGAGGCAGCCAUGCUGGGUGCAAGCCUUGUUUGCGUGUCAGGUGGGAUGAAUCUAGUUCAAGAGCUUUACAUGGAGACUAUCCCAACCUGGUUGCUCUCGUCCAGGGAUGCGAAACAUGGUGGGGUGAGUGUAGUUUCCCGUAUAGUGGAAGGAUAUGCGAUGGCAUACUUGUUGAUUUUCACAGGGUCUUAUGCAUGGGGCGUUGGGGCCAGAUCUCCAGCAUGGGCACUGUCUAGAAGGGCCCAUAUAGUAGGGGCCCACAUGGACUUUUUGGCAGGGGUAUUGGAAGGAAACAUAUCACUUGGCUGUCAUCCAGCCACUUGGAAAGCUUAUGUCUCUUGUUUAGUACAUUUAGUGGUGAGUUUUACUCCAGCUUGGAUUCAAGAAGUGAGGGUGGAAACUCUGAAGAAAUUGGCCAGUGGGUUGAGAGGAUGGCAUGAAUGUGAGUUAGCUCUCUCUCUGCUUGAAAGGGGUGGGGUUGCAGCCAUUGGAUCUGUAGUCGAACUGGUCAAUGUCAUUAAUUGAGUUUUGAAUCGUAAUAUGUAGUAUCGAUUAUCUCCGCCCUGAAUUUUUUUGAAUGAAAUUGUCGUGAUCCAAUUAGAUCAUACUAACAAAAGUUUUGCUAGUGGCAAGGCGUCAAAACUUUUCUGCGGAAUUGGCUCAGGUCAUUGGGAAAGAUUAUAAUUUUGAGACAACUUGAUCAUCGGAAGUGCAACGCGCUCUUUCUUUCACAGAGUAUUUCUCUAGAGGUUCAUAGGAAACCACAAAGUUUUACGAGUGCAAGGAAAACUAUAGGAAGCAUUUUUAUGUUUUCUUUAUCCGCUUUUUAAUUUUGUUUUUUUUUUUUUUUUAAUUAUUAUUGUUAUCCUUUCUGCUGGCAGAAGAGUAUAAAAAAAAAAACAUACUUUCUCAUUGGAGACCUUAACAUGUAUGUAGUUUUCAUAUUUA
Messenger RNA from Manihot esculenta (cassava), 4571 nucleotides. RefSeq names its product mediator of RNA polymerase II transcription subunit 33A. The record is from RefSeq and is a predicted model, not a curated record. Bases 141 to 4148 code for a protein of 1335 amino acids. Gene Ontology annotation, biological process: regulation of phenylpropanoid metabolic process. Lineage: Eukaryota; Viridiplantae; Streptophyta; Magnoliopsida; Malpighiales; Euphorbiaceae. The transcript is spliced from 12 exons. Gene Ontology annotation, cellular component: mediator complex.